Hippopotamus amphibius kiboko is the source of this 1753-nucleotide messenger RNA. RefSeq names its product metabolism of cobalamin associated D (gene MMADHC). Gene Ontology annotation, biological process: cobalamin metabolic process. The transcript is spliced from 7 exons. Lineage: Eukaryota; Metazoa; Chordata; Mammalia; Artiodactyla; Hippopotamidae. Bases 532 to 1422 code for a protein of 296 amino acids. The record is from RefSeq and is a predicted model, not a curated record. Gene Ontology annotation, cellular component: mitochondrion.
UAGGCCCUGUAAAUUCGCCCAUCUUCGGGCUACAGCUCUCGGUGUUGCCCCUAUUCCCACAGGGCCCCUGUCGCUGUUCCCACUUGUCCUGUCACUCUUGUCUUUAGGAUCUUUUUCGCUUCCUUGUUCAUCUCUGCCGGAACGUUUGCUUAGAGCUGUCGUCAGGCAGCGCUGACCGGUGUUAAAAUAACUACUUCGAGCCUCAGGACUCCAUCCCGAUGGAAGACUCAUUCCCCACCCGGAUCUAGUCGGAGCUGUGUUCCGCGGACUCAAACCGAGCGGGCUGAGAGCUGCACGGCCUCCUCUCGGCAGCGAUCUGUGCCCUGUGGGGGCGGGAGGCGAAAUUUGGGGUCCGGGGAGAGCUUGGACUUUGGUCCUGUCGCGGUGGAGGGACACACAGUAGGUGAUGGUGGAUGUUACCCCAGUGAUCUGUUGUUGAGCUUAAUCCAUCACCGCCUGUUUUGUUUUGUCCUUUCCCAGGAAUAACUUUACAAAAGGGAAGAUACUUUUCGUCUGCCCUUUCCGCCAGAAAUGGCCAAUGUGCUCUGUAACAGAGCCAGACUGGUUUCCUAUCUCCCAGGAUUUUGCUCUUUAGUUAAAAGGGUUGUCAAUCCCAGAGCCUUUUCAACUGCAGGAUCUUCAGGUUCUGAUGAGUCUCAUGUGGCCACUGCACCUCCAGAUAUCUGCUCUCGAACAGUUUGGCCUGAUGAAACUAUGGGACCAUUUGGACCUCAAGAUCAGAGAUUCCAGCUUCCUGGGAACAUAGGUUUUGAUUGUCACCUCAGUGGGACCGCAUCACAGAAGAAAAGCCAGAUUCAUAAAACUUUACCUGAUGUCCUAGCAGAACCUUUAUCAAGUGAAAGACACGAGUUUGUUAUGGCACAAUAUGUGAAUGAAUUUCAGGGUAAUGAUGCACCUGCUGAGCAAGAAAUUAACAGUGCGGAAACUUACUUUGAAAGUGCCAAAGUAGAGUGUGCAAUCCAAACAUGUCCAGAGUUGCUGCGAAGAGAUUUUGAAUCACUGUUUCCAGAAGUAGCCACCAACAAACUAAUGAUUCUGACUGUAACACAGAAAACUAAGAAUGAUAUGACUGUGUGGAGCGAGGAGGUAGAAAAUGAAAGAGAAAUGCUCCUAGAAAAGUUCAUCAGUGGUGCUAAGGAAAUUUGCUACGCCCUUCGAGCUGAAGGCUAUUGGGCUGAUUUUAUUGACCCAUCAUCUGGUUUAGCAUUUUUUGGACCAUAUACAAACAACACUCUUUUUGAAACAGACGAACGCUAUCGACAUCUAGGAUUCUCUGUUGAUGAUCUUGGCUGCUGUAAAGUGAUUCGUCACAGUCUCUGGGGUACCCAUGUGGUUGUAGGAAGUAUCUUCACUAAUGCAACACCAGACAGCCAUAUUAUGAAGAAAUUAAGUGGAAACUAGCACUAAUGUCAACUUAAUUUGCUCUGCUAUUUGUAACAUUUGGGAUGAUCUAUAAACAUUGUCAAAGGCUUCAGUUUUUAAAAAUGACUUCCUUGUAGGUAUUUAUUUCAAAAUUUAUGAAUUUACAAUAUUGGCAAGUGGUUUGGGAUUUUUAAAUUUCAAAUGUUCAUUCAUAGUAUCAUUAAAUACAUCUUGAGCACAUCCACAUUGUACAGAAUGUGGUAAUUAACACGUAACCAGGGUAUGAUCUCAUAUUGUUAUUUCUCCCCUGAAUUGGAAAAACCUGUUUUAAAUAUUUUUCUCCAAAAAUAAAUCAUACAUUUGGUUAUGA